Molecule: messenger RNA, 792 nt
Organism: Prosopis cineraria
Lineage: Eukaryota; Viridiplantae; Streptophyta; Magnoliopsida; Fabales; Fabaceae
Exons: 4
Coding region: 155-433 (92 amino acids)
Biological process (GO): translation
Cellular component (GO): mitochondrial large ribosomal subunit
Molecular function (GO): structural constituent of ribosome
Source: RefSeq, a predicted model, not a curated record
AAGACGACCCCACAAAACACACCCUUGACUGGUUGCAACUAGCAAAUUCAAUUUUUUGUUCGGCAUUCCACUCUUGGUCGAGCUCGCCGUCGGGCGCCGUCUACAUUUGUCAUCCCUGCGUGGUUGUCCGGCAAGUUUUGAAGAAGGGGACACGAUGCCUUUAGGACUAAUUCUUGGGAUAGGAAGGGCAUUUCGAAGGAAGCGAACUUCGUCCCUUGACAUUCUAUCGUCAAAACGUGCUCCCCGAGGUUACUACAAAGGGAAAAAUUGCAAGCCUACUGGUUUCCACACGCGCAAAGGUGGAUAUGUUGUAUUGCAAGAAAAACUGCCAAACUACGUAGUCCCUGAUCUGACUGAUUUCAAGCUCAAACCUUAUGUAUCUCAGUGUCCUAGAGAAGUCAAGACCUCUGAGGCUUCUGAAGCGGCUAAAUAACCAAGUAGUGGAGGCUGGGCAUGGUUAACAGGACUAGGCACUUCUUUUUUUUUUUUGCUUAUUAUCAGAAUCUUUUGAAGGAUGAAGUCUUGUGUUAUUACGGAAGUAUUAUUCAUAAAAAGGAGAACGAUUUAUCUCGUAUUGUAUGGUUCAACUCAAUUGUUUCUUGAUUCAAAGUUCUUUCGCAGCUUAAGCUUCCCUGGCCUGUAUGACAGUGGCGGUGACAGCACAUUAAAUCUGGUCAUGAGCGUGUAUGUUAAUGUUGCACCGACCCUGAGAACAUAAACUGACAACCAUUAUACUUGAUGUUAUUUUUCUGAAUGGAGAGGCAGGGUAUAAGUUUGUAGCGUCAUUCUUUA